Messenger RNA from Leptonychotes weddellii (Weddell seal), 4803 nucleotides. The record is from RefSeq and is a predicted model, not a curated record. NCBI's taxonomy places the organism in Eukaryota, Metazoa, Chordata, Mammalia, Carnivora, Phocidae.
CCUGGCAUUAUGCAACCCGCCUCCUGGCCCCGCGAAGCUUCCACUCGGCUGAGGGCUGCAACGGCGGCGGGCCGGCGGCCGGAGGGCGCUCGCGCGGCCAGGUACUGCCCGUGAUCGAACUUCUCAAUCCUCAAAGGCUUGAAUCUCCCACCUCACUCCCCCAAACCAGGGCGCCCGGCCCCCUGUGUGCCCCCGUGGUGGCCUCUCCGCCGUCCGUGUUUUCCUCCUGCCCUCCCCAUGGCUCAGACAUGAGUGGCCCUCUAGAAGGGGCUGAUGGGGGAGGGGACCCCGGGCCGGGGGAAACCUUUUGCCCGGGAGGAGCCCCAUCCCCUGGGCCUCCGCAGCGCCGGUCUUGCCCUGGCCCCAGCCUGGCUGAUGACACAGAUGCCAACAGCAAUGGGUCCAGCGGCAAUGAAUCUAAUGGGCCCGAGUCCCGCGGCGCAUCUCAGAGGAGCUCACACAGCUCUUCUUCCGGCAAUGGCAAGGACUCAGCCCUGCUGGAGACCACUGAGAGCAGCAAGAGCACGAACUCUCAGAGUCCGUCCCCACCCAGCAGUUCCAUUGCCUACAGCCUCCUGAGUGCCAGCUCCGAACAGGACAACCCGUCUACCAGUGGCUGCAGCAGCGAACAGUCAGCCCGGGCGAGGACCCAGAAGGAGCUCAUGACGGCUCUGCGGGAGCUCAAGCUUCGGCUGCCGCCCGAGCGCCGGGGCAAGGGCCGCUCUGGGACCCUGGCCACGCUCCAGUACGCUCUGGCCUGUGUCAAGCAGGUGCAGGCCAACCAGGAGUACUACCAGCAGUGGAGCCUGGAGGAGGGCGAACCUUGUGCCAUGGACAUGUCCACCUACACCCUGGAGGAGCUGGAGCACAUCACGUCCGAGUAUACGCUGCGCAACCAGGAUACCUUCUCCGUGGCUGUCUCCUUCCUGACAGGCCGCAUCGUCUACAUUUCGGAGCAGGCGGGUGUCCUCCUCCGCUGCAAACGGGAUGUGUUCCGGGGGGCCCGCUUCUCAGAGCUCCUGGCUCCCCAGGAUGUGGGCGUCUUCUAUGGUUCCACUGCCCCGUCUCGCCUGCCCACCUGGGGCGCUGGGACCUCAGCAGGUUCAGGCCUCAAGGACUUCACCCAGGAGAAGUCUGUCUUCUGCCGUAUCAGAGGAGGUCCUGACCGGGAUUCAGGGCCUCGGUACCAGCCAUUCCGCCUCACGCCAUACGUGACCAAGAUCCGGGUCUCGGAUGGGGCCCCGGCACAGCCAUGCUGCCUGCUCAUCGCAGAGCGCAUCCACUCGGGUUACGAAGCUCCCCGGAUCCCCCCCGACAAGAGGAUCUUCACCACUCGGCACACACCCAGCUGCCUCUUCCAGGAUGUGGACGAAAGGGCCGCCCCGCUGCUGGGCUACCUCCCCCAGGACCUCCUGGGGGCCCCAGUGCUCCUGUUCCUGCAUCCUGAGGACCGACCCCUCAUGCUGGCCAUCCACAAGAAGAUCCUGCAGCUGGCGGGCCAGCCCUUUGACCACUCCCCUAUCCGCUUCUGUGCCCGGAAUGGCGAGUAUGUCACCAUGGACACCAGCUGGGCCGGCUUCGUGCAUCCUUGGAGCCGCAAGGUGGCCUUUGUCUUGGGCCGCCACAAAGUCCGCACGGCACCCCUGAACGAGGAUGUGUUCACCCCACCGGCCCCCAGCCCAGCUCUGUCUCUGGACUCGGACAUCCAGGAACUCUCGGAGCAGAUCCACCGGCUGCUGUUACAGCCCGUGCACAGCCCCAGUCCCACGGGGCUCUGUGGAGUGGGCGCCGUCGCUUCCCCGGGCCCUCUCCUCAGCCCUGGCUCCUCCAGUGACAGCAACGGGGGUGAUGCCGAGGGGCCUGGGCCUCCUGCGCCGGUGACGUUCCAGCAGAUCUGUAAGGACGUGCAUCUGGUGAAGCAUCAGGGGCAGCAGGUUUUCAUUGAGUCCCGCGCCCGGCCUCCACCCCGGCCCCGCCUCCCUGGUCAGUGGGUGAGGGUGCGGGUGAGGAAUGAGACCUGGGGGCCCCAUGACUUUCGCCCCAACCCAGAGGAGUUCGUCUCUUCCUUUUCUCUCCUUGGCCCAGCUACAGGCACAUUCAAGGCCAAGACCCUUUCCUGCCAGUCCCCAGACCCAGAACUGGAAGUGGUCCCUGCUCCCGUCCAGGCCCCACUCACCCUGACCCCGGAUGAGGCUGAGAGGAAAGAAGCCUCCAGUUGUUCCUACCAGCAGAUCAACUGCCUGGACAGCAUCCUCAGGUACCUGGAGAGCUGCAACAUCCCCAGCACGACCAAGCGGAAGUGUGCCUCUUCCUCCUGCACCACAUCCUCGGCCUCGGACGAGGACAAGCAGAGGACGGGUCCGGUCCCUUUGGGGGCCAAGAAAGAUCCAUCGGUGGUGCUGCGUGGGGAGGGGGCCGGCCCUCAGAAGGAGCCAGUGGUGGCAGGCACCCUGAGCCCGCUCGCCCUGGCCAAUAAGGCAGAGAGCGUGGUGUCCGUCACCAGCCAGUGUAGCUUCAGCUCUACCAUCGUCCAUGUGGGAGACAAGAAGCCCCCGGAGUCGGACAUCAUCAUGAUGGAGGACCUGCCUGGCCUGGCUCCAGGCCCAGCCGCCAGCCCAGCCCCCAGCCCCACGGUAGCCCCCGACCCUGCCCCAGACGCCUACCGCCCGGUGGGCCUGACCAAGGCCGUGCUGUCCCUGCACACACAGAAGGAGGAGCAGGCCUUCCUCAGCCGCUUCCGAGACCUCAGCCGACUGCGGGCGCUCGACGGCUCCUCCCCGGCCCCCCUGGCCCCUGGCGAGCGAGGCUGCCACCACGGCCCCGCACCCCCCAGUCGCCGACACCACUGCCGAUCCAAAGCCAAGCGCUCCCGCCACCACCAGACCCCCCGGGCCGAAGCCCCCUGCUAUGGCUCCCACCCAUCGCCUGUGUCACCCUCGGCCCCCUGGCCCCCCCCACCAGCCACUAGUCCCUUCCCAGCUGUGGUCCAGUCCUACCCUCUCCCAAUGUUCUCCCCGCGAGGAGGCCCGCAGCCUCUCCCCUCUGCCCCCACAGCUGGGCCCCCUGCAGCUUUCCCUGCCCCGCUGGUGACCCCCAUGGUAGCCUUGGUGCUCCCUAACUAUCUGUUCCCCGCCCCACCCAGCUAUUCCUAUGGGGUAGCCCAGACCCCCGCCGAAGGGCCUCCUACCCCCGCCUCCCACUCCCCUUCUCCGUCCCUGCCCCCGCCGCCCCCCAGCCCUCCCCGCGGGCCGGACUCUUCGCUCUUCAACUCGAGAUGCAGCUCCCCGCUCCAGCUGAAUCUGCUGCAGCUUGAGGAGCCCCCCCGUGUUGAAGGGGGUGCUGUUGCAGGGGGCACUGGGAUCAGUGCUGGGCCCCCGCCUCCCAGUGAGGAGGCCGCUGAGCCAGAGGCCAGAUUGGUGGAGGUGACAGAGUCCUCCAACCAGGACGCGCUGUCGGGCUCCAGUGACCUGCUGGAGUUGCUGCUACAGGAGGACUCUCGGUCCGGCACGGGCUCCGCCGCCUCAGGCUCCCUAGGCUCCGGCCUGGGCUCUGGGUCCGGUUCAGGCUCCCAUGAGGGAGGCAGCACUUCAGCCAGCAUCACACGCAGCAGUCAGAGCAGCCACACGAGCAAGUACUUCGGCAGCAUCGACUCUUCGGAGGCCGAAGCCGGGGCUGCCCAGGCCGGGGCUGAGCCCGGGGACCAGGUCAUUAAGUACGUGCUCCAGGAUCCCAUCUGGCUGCUAAUGGCCAAUGCCGACCAGCGCGUCAUGAUGACCUACCAGGUGCCGUCCAGGGACAUGGCCUCUGUGCUGAAGCAGGACCGGGAGCGGCUCCGGGCCAUGCAGAAGCAGCAGCCUCGGUUCUCAGAGGACCAGCGCAGGGAACUGGGUGCCGUGCAUUCCUGGGUCCGGAAGGGUCAGCUGCCUCGGGCCCUCGAUGUGAUGGCGUGUGUGGAUUGCGGUAGUAGCACCCAAGACCCCGGCCACCCGGAUGACCCCCUCUUCUCGGAACUGGAUGGACUGGGACUGGAGCCUAUGGAGGAGGGCGGAGGCGAGGGUGGGGGCGGGGGUGCUGAAGGUGAGGGCGGAGAAGAGGCCCAGGCUCAAGCUGGGACCAAGGUCUCCAGCUCUCAGGACCUGGCCAUGGAGGAGGAGGAACAAGGUGGGAGCUCACCCAGUCCAGCCUUAGCCGCAACAGAAAAUGGCACCAGCUAGACCACGUUUGGGGGCCCCCUCCGGCAGUGCAUGAGAAGCUUCCUUCUCCCGUGUUCCACCUCUCAGAACUCAGAUGUGGCUGGACCAACCAAUAGGAAACUGCCCCAGCUUCUCCCGCGUAGGGGGCGGGACCCCCAUCAGCAGCCCAGGAUCCAGGGGCUGCCUCCUGCUUCUGAGGGUAGAGACGGGGCGGGGGGAUUCGUCAGCCCAGCCCAGAGAAGCCGCGUCUCCCACCUCUGGUGAGGAGCUCUUCCUUCCCUCGGACAAGGUUGCUGACAAGCUGCUCAAGUGGUCUCUCCAAGUCCCGGCUCAGCCCGAGUCCCGGUCCCUGAGGGUUGGGGCUGCACUUAUUUAUUGGGGGAGACAGCCCCUUCUCCUACCUCCUCCCUAGAGGGGAGGGAGAGGGCCAGCGGUCCAAACCCCUAGCUGCUCCGGGGUGGGGGAGGUUGGUGGACCAUGGAGUCCCUGGUGCUGCCCCUCAGGUGGGACCCAGGUGUUCUCAGCUGUACCCUCUACCGAUGGCAUAUGUGUUUUUGAUAUUGUGUCUGUUGUUAUUUUUUAAUACAAAGAGAAAAAAAAAACAAAAACA